CAGCGGCUCCCUCUCCGAGUGGAGCCGCCCAGCGCCCAGUUCUCCGCGCUGCCCGCCUUCCUCGGCGGCCGCGAUCGCGGACCCACCCUCCAGCCGGACCGCGACCUCCCGGCGCCCAGCGCCGCCCGGUGCCUCGGCGCCCCAUCUACGGACCCGCGCUGCCCAGCGUCCCUGCCCGCGAGCGCCUCGGCGCUUCUCCUGUACUCCGGCCGCGGAGGAGCGACCCACCCACCCCGGAGGACAGGGAAGGACAGGACCGCGCCGGGCGCACCGAAACCGAGAGCCGAGAGCGGGCGAGCCGGAGCGGAGCUCUAGCUCUGGACACGCGUGUGCCGCGUCGUGGCGGCUCCGGGAGGCGCUCCCGGGAGGUCCCGUCUCCAGGGGGCGGAGCGCUAGGGGCCGCGGCUGCGGCUCCGCGUCGGGGCAGAGUCCCGCUGAGCCGAGCUAGGCUGCCGGCGAGCCCCGAGCCCAGCUGCGGACCUGCGGAGGGGAGCGCGGCGCGCGCCGUCGGGCAGAGCCGGGUCCCGGGACCGCGAGGUCGGGAGCGCGCCCACCAUCCCCCAGCCGCCGGGCCCCGAGCCCGCCAGGCGCGCACCAUGAGCGGCGGCGAAGUGGUCUGCUCCGGGUGGCUCCGCAAGUCCCCUCCGGAGAAAAAGUUGAAGCGUUAUGCAUGGAAGAGAAGAUGGUUUGUGCUACGCAGUGGCCGUUUGACUGGAGAUCCAGAUGUCUUGGAGUAUUAUAAAAAUGAUCAUGCCAAGAAGCCUAUUCGUAUUAUCGAUCUCAACUUAUGUCAGCAAGUUGACGCUGGAUUGACAUUUAACAAGAAAGAGUUUGAAAACAGCUACAUUUUUGAUAUCAACACUAUUGACCGGAUUUUCUACUUGGUAGCAGACAGUGAGGAGGAGAUGAACAAGUGGGUCCGGUGUAUUUGUGACAUCUGUGGGUUUAAUCCUACAGAAGAAGAUCCUGUGAAACCGCCUGGCACCUCCUUGCAGGCACCUGCUGACCCAGCUUUCGCGCUAAACACGGCAGCAUCCUGCACCCAGGCAGAGCCGACCUCUGCUGCUCUACCUCCUCCAUAUCAGCUCAUCAGCCUGCCACCAUACCCGGAAGCCCUUGGUAUCCAGGAUGACCCUCAAGACUACCUCUUGCUGAUCAACUGUCAAAGCAAGAAGCCUGAACCCACCAGCCAAGGGUCAUCUUUUGUUUCUGAAGAAGGAGAGGAAUACCUACUACUAGAAGAUUUUGAAAGCAAAACGGUUCCAUUGCAAACCCAUGCUGAUUCUGCAAAAUUCACCUGCUCUGAAACAGACUGCAAUGAUAACGUCCCUACUCAUAAAACUCCGGCUUCCUCCCAGAGCAAACAUGGAGUGAAUGGCUUUUUUCAGCAGCAAAUGAUGUAUGACUCUCUGCCAUCGCGCACUACGUCUGUCUCCGUAGACUCCAGCCUUUACAACCUUCCCAGGAGUUACUCCCACGAUGUUUUGCCAAAGGAGUCUCCAUCAAGUACCGAAGCUGAUGGAGAACUCUAUGUUUUUAACACCCCUUCUGGGACAUCCAGCAUAGAGACUCAAAUGAGGCAUGUGUCUAUUAGUUACGACAUUCCUCCAACACCUGGUAAUACUUACCAGAUUCCACGAACAUUUCCAGAAGGAACCUUGGGACAGACAUCAAAGCUCGAUGCUAUUCCGGAUAUUCCCCCCCCUCGGCCACCAAAACCCCACCCAACUCAUGACCGUUCUCCUGUGGAAGUGUGUAGUGUCCCACACGCAGCCCUAGACACUGAUAGUAGUUACUGCAUCCCCACAGCAGGAAUACCACCAUCGCGGAGCAAUACCAUUUCCACCGUGGAUUUGAACAAAUUACGGAAAGAUGCUUGUUCUCAAGACUGCUACGAUAUUCCACGAACAUUUCCAAGUGAUCGAUCUGGCUCACUUGAAGGCUUCCAGAACCACUUUAAAAUCAAAAAUGUGCUGACCAUGGGGAGCGUCUCAAGUGAAGAACUAGAUGAAAACUACGUCCCGAUGAAUCCCAACUCACCGCCGCGACAGCAUUCCAGCAGUUUCACGGAACCAAUUCAGGAGGCAAACUACGUGCCCAUGACACCAGGGACAUUUGAUUUUUCUUCAUUUGGAAUGCAAGUUCCCCCUCCUGCUCAUAUGGGCUUCAGGUCUAGCCCAAAGACCCCUCCCAGAAGACCAGUUCCUGUUGCAGACUGUGAACCACCCCCUGUGGAUAGGAACCUCAAGCCGGACAGAAAAGGUCAAAGUCCCAAAAUUUUAAGACCCAAGCCCCUUGGUUUAGAGCGAACUGAUUCACAAACCAUAGGUGACUUUCCUACAAGAAGAAAGGCCAAGCCAGCACCUUUAGAAAUAAAACCUUUGCCAGAAUGGGAAGAAUUACAGGCCCCAGUUAGAUCUCCCAUCACUAGGAGUUUCGCCCGAGACUCCUCCAGGUUUCCCAUC
Molecule: messenger RNA, 2465 nt
Organism: Octodon degus (degu)
Lineage: Eukaryota; Metazoa; Chordata; Mammalia; Rodentia; Octodontidae
Gene: Gab1
Product: GRB2 associated binding protein 1
Exons: 10
Source: RefSeq, a predicted model, not a curated record